This is a messenger RNA of Meloidogyne enterolobii, 759 nucleotides long. The record is from the annotation of a GenBank genome assembly. NCBI's taxonomy places the organism in Eukaryota, Metazoa, Nematoda, Chromadorea, Rhabditida, Meloidogynidae.
AAUUGGUUUAAAAAUAGACGUCAAAGGGAUCGAGCAGCCACUCACAAACAUAAAAUGAGUGCAAAUAUGUUACCUGCCGGUCUUUCUCUAUCAGGCAAAUUAUCUUCUAGAAAAAAAGCAACAAAAAGUGGUUGUUCUUUUGAUGAUGAUGAACAAAAUAAUUUAACAAAAAAUUCAAUGGAUAUUGAUUCUAAUUCUGAAAAUUCUGAGAUAAUUUCUGAUGAAAAUUGUGGAGAUUCUUUAAUGUCGAGUUUGGAUGAAGAAAAUGAAUUAAAUGGGAGGGAGGAAGAAAAUGAUCAGAAAAAGGAAAAUCCUGUUAGAAAUGUUGGCUUUAAUGGAAUUGCUAAUUUACUCGGCCUUAUCCAUCAAAAUAAACAAGAACAACAACAACUGAAUAUCCCAGUAACUCCCUCCCCCUUUCCUCCUUUCCCUCCAAAUUUUUCUGCCAACGGAACACCUUUGCAUCCAAUGCAAAUAUUAAUGCUUAUGCAAUCAGCUGCAACACAACAUGCUUUAUUCCAACAAAGACAACAACAAGCACAACAAGUAUUGAGCCAAAAUGAGACUUCCUCUUCAACAUCAGAACAUUCUCCAACCUCCAUCAAUUCUUCCCCAAUCCAAAAAAUGAUAGAAAACAAUGGAAACAAAUUGGGAAAGAAACCUCAUCAGAAAAAGAAAUCAGGAAAUGGACCAAAAACAAAACCAUUUAAAUUAUCUAUCGAUCAAAUUUUAGGCCAAAAGACUUCCGGAAUUUUAUAA